AGUUCAUCUGCUUUUACCAAUCUGGGUUUAAAAACAUUAUCAAACACCUGAGGCAGGUAAAUGAGUUUCUGGAUGACGUCAUGGCGCUCUGUGGCGACUCCUUCCCGGAGCGCGCGCGCGCUUGGCUAUAGUUGACUCAUUGUUUGCGCACCAACGGCAAGAUAGUUUACAGUAGGUCGCCACAGGCAUUUCUAACCCACCUGAAUAUAACAGUAUCAGAGGUCCGGUUAGCUUUCGAAAAGAGUGAAGAUUUAAUUACAAGAACAUUUUCAACAGGUGGAUUUUCUUCUUCCAAUGGUCUAGCCGUCCGCGUACCGUGUACUUCAGUCCCCCCUCGGAUUUACAGGAGGAGCAAGCAUGCCGUUGGGACUCAGAAAAAAGAAAAACAAGUCGAAGGAAAGCUCGAAUUUAGUGGAAAAUGAGGAGGUCAGCGGACACUCGGGUGGAGGAGUCGCGAAGUCGGCGGUGAACGGUGGCGGACUCCCACCUCCACCUGCCAACCUGCGACCGAAGCUGGUGUUUCACACGCAGCUCGCCCACGGGAGUCCAACCGGCAGGAUCGAGGGUUUCACGAACGUCAAAGAGCUGUACAGCAAAAUAGCAGAAGCGUUUAAUUUAAUUCCGGAUGAGAUCCUAUUUUGCACACUCAACACUCACAAAAUUGAUAUGGAAAAAUUGUUGGGAGGUCAGAUCGGACUGGAAGACUUCAUCUUCGCUCACAUAAAAGGGAUCAAGAAGGAGGUGGAGGUGUACAAGUCCGAGGAUGCCCUUGGGCUCACCAUCACAGACAAUGGAGCAGGAUAUGCCUUUAUAAAGCGGAUUAAGGAGGGCAGCGUGAUGGAUGGGGUGAAGGUGAUCUGUAUAGGAGAUCACAUCGAGUGCAUUAAUGGAAAGAACAUCGUGGGUAUGCGGCAUUAUGAGGUGGCACGAAUGCUAAAGGAGCUGCCCAGAGAUCAGUCCUUCACCCUCAAACUAGUGGAGCCCAUGAAAGCCUUUGAGAUGCUUGAACCAAGGUCAAGGGGAGGUGGAGCCAAAUCCUCAGGAGAGAACAAGAUGGGCUCGGGCAGAGAAACCUUACGAUUGCGCUCUAAGGGUCCUGCAACAGUCGAGGAGAUGCCCUCAGAGUAUGAAGAGAAUGCAGUGAAGAAAGUUGAUGACCUUCUUGAAAGUUACAUGGGCAUUCGAGACCUUGAAUUGGCGGCAACGAUGGUUGAGGUGGGCAAAGACAAGAAGAACCCUGAUGAGUUUGCCAUGUCUCUGGAUGAAGCCCUUGGUGACUUUGCCUUCCCUGAUGAGUUUGUGUUUGAUGUCUGGGGAGCUAUUGGUGAUGCCAAACAAGGACGGCUUUAAAGUGACGCUAUGCACACACACCCAAUUAAAUGUGCUCAUGACAAGGGGGACUGUUCAGAAACGUGCAUUUUAUAGCUAGUUGCAUACUGAACAUGUGAAUUAUGUGAUCAACAAGAAUGUUUUUACAAAUAAAUAAAUAGCACCACUGUAUUGUUCUUUACAUACAGCCUUUUAAAGAAAGCUUUAGGCAUUUAGGCACAAGGUUUAGCCUAUCAGCAGGAGAUUUUAGCAAAUUUGUGUGGGUAGCAUUUAUAAACGAUGCUGGGAGUAUAUCAUAUUUAACACAAGCCAAGGGAAAGGGUGAUGUUUCAGACACUCCUUUGCAUAUAGAAAAUUUUGUAUAGAAUUUUGAUAUACAUUAGAUAUAUUUGAAUGUUUUAAUUUAUUUUGUGUUCAUGAAAACCUUUAAACGGAACAUCUUAAAUAGCUGAUUUCCAUCAUGUCUCAUCGUCAUUUACAGUUUGGCAAUUAGCAUUUAACAACAAUAAUACUGCCAACCAUGCCGUUUAGUUUUAGUAUAUUGCAAAGUAAUUGAGGAGCUCAGAUGCAAAAGCCCCUAAACGCCACAUACGUCAAAAAUGUGAGAAUGAUAAUAACCGCAUGCUCUUAACACGUACCAUAAUCAAAUACUUUAGCUUUAAAUCUGCCAUUUAUAAAAGCCGCUAUGUUGGCAAAAUCCAUUUAGUUUAUUACAAAGAAACGUGUCAGAUUCAUUAAGUGUGUUUUGCAUCUAAGCUCUUCAAUUGCAAUCACAUUUUGUCUGAUAGAUGUACGUUUUUGUGUGCCUCCACUGUUAUGUCGACAAUUUCAUUUUUAUGAACAAUUUCUGUUGUGCUCAAAUAACAGGUGAAAAAGAAAAUUACUUUGUAAACCUGAUCAUUCACUAUGAUAAAUAAAACUGUUACCAUUCCA
Paramisgurnus dabryanus is the source of this 2262-nucleotide messenger RNA. RefSeq names its product GIPC PDZ domain containing family, member 2 (gene gipc2). Gene Ontology annotation, molecular function: protein binding. The record is from RefSeq and is a predicted model, not a curated record. Lineage: Eukaryota; Metazoa; Chordata; Actinopteri; Cypriniformes; Cobitidae.